CGGAACCCUUGCGCGCUCUUGCCUCCCCUGUGGCUGAACUUGCCGGCAAUGCGUCGGGAGAGAAGAAGGAGCGCCGGGCUGGCUGCGGGUGGGGGGGCCGCCCCCGAAGCGGGAGGAGGCGGCAAGGAGGCGCCCGCCGAGAGCGCUUGCCGGUCGCCCCCUCCUCUCGGCUCCCUCGGAGGAAGGAACACAUUGCAACUAGAAGCGCUUUGAGAACAUUGAAGUCUUCGAAAGAAACCUCCUUUAAAUGGAGGAGGUUUUAAGUGACUGCUGCUACCUAAUCCUUUGCUCUCUUUCUGUGUGACUACACGGGCUCUCCAACAGAUUCUCUUCCUUUUCUGCUGUCAUUCAGUUUAUCAUCUUUCUAGCAUCCUCCAGUGCCAGCCUCGUCGUGACCAUGGCCGUGAGAAGGAGCACGAGCAAGCAUUUCACAGCAGGGCUUCAAGGGAGUGUGCGAGAGCUCACAAGUUGGAGCGAAAACAUUGCUGGUCAAAGAAUGUAGUGACGGGAAAUCCACUGUCUGGCUCUUGGACUGGGACCUGAAUCAAGAAGGGGGGGCUCCUUGCUGCCUCCCAGCUGAUGAGGUCAGCUGUUCAAAGGGACCUGAGGAUGCCUAGGCACAGGCAAAGCAGUCACCCAGUCCAGCGGUUGGUUUGUGUGCGCAGUCAGAGCAUAGAAACCUGAAUGAAUAUUAACCAUGACCAAAAAAGGUGCCCUUACGUCUCGUGCGCCGCUGGAGACCUGCAUUCCCUUGCUUUUGUGAUACGAGGUCGACACAGCUUUAACUGCACAUCUUUCGUUAUUUAACCCUCCAGGUCAUGAGCCCCCAGGACACAAAUUCCAGGGAUUCAUUAAAAAUGGAUGCAAACGGUUCUUCUUCAACACAUUUGUAGUUUUUUAUUUGGAAAGAAACUAGUGAAGCAUUUGAUGGGAUGGAAAAUGGAUGUGGAAUAAAUGUACUUCUGGACUGGCAUUUUGACUUCCCAAUAGUUUCUGCUUAAACUUCCAUGGAUCCUGUUGUUAUGUCCGGGUCAGCAUUACUGAGCUCUCUCUGUGGACCAGCGUAUUAAAACCCACGAAUAUGUGAUUUCCCUGGACUAUGACCACAGGACAUCAUAAUGGCAGUUUAGGGAGCCACCGGUAUGUUAGAUGGAAUCGGGAAGAUAGUGGCGAAGACUAUACCAAGAGCGAGGUCUACGCGGAGGAUAAGCAGGGCAGGCAGCGCCGGUUGACCCCUUUUGAGAAGCUCACUCUGGAUAUGUCUCAGGAUGAGAAGGUGGUGAAAGAAUUAACCCUGGGGAAGAGGAUUGGGUUUUACCGAAUCAGAGGAGAAAUUGGCAGCGGGAAUUUCUCCCAAGUCAAACUCGGAAUUCAUUCUCUGACCAAAGAAAAAGUAGCUAUCAAGAUUUUAGAUAAGACGAAAUUAGACCAGAAAACACAGCGAUUGCUUUCCCGUGAGAUUUCCAGCAUGGAGAAGCUGCACCACCCCAAUGUCAUCCGACUUUAUGAGGUUAUGGAGACGCUGUCUAAACUGCACCUGGUGAUGGAAUAUGCUGGUGGAGGGGAGCUCUUUGCUAAAAUCACAACCGAAGGGAAGUUACCAGAAGUGGAGAGCAAACACAUAUUCUCUCAGAUUGUGUCUGCUGUAAAACAUAUGCAUGAAAAGAACAUCAUUCACCGGGACCUGAAAGCAGAAAAUGUAUUUUACACCAGUAACACCUGUGUUAAAGUAGGAGAUUUUGGAUUCAGUACCAUUAGUCGAAAAGAAGAGGCCCUUAACACCUUCUGUGGUUCUCCUCCUUAUGCCGCCCCAGAGCUUUUCAAAGACGAAAGCUACAUUGGGGUUUAUGUGGACAUCUGGGCACUAGGCAUUCUUCUUUAUUUCAUGACGACAGGACUCAUGCCCUUUCGGGCGGACACAGUGGCCAAACUGAAGAAGUGCAUUCUUGAGGGGAUGUAUGUAUUCCCACCGUUCCUGUCAAAACCUUGCCAGGAGCUGAUCCGGGGGGUCCUCCAGCCAGUACCGUUGGAGCGCUAUUCCAUCGAGCACAUAAUGAGCAGCGAGUGGAUGAAGGGAGUGCAAUAUCCGAAGCCCUUGGAGCCAUUUAAAUUGGAUCCAAAAUAUCUGUCAGAGAAUGGAACACUCCGAGAAGAAGAUGCUGAGGUAAAAAAUGUCCUGAACAAUUUGGGAAUCACAGAGGAACUUAUUCAAAACAACCGUGGGAGAGAUUCUCGCAGCUCAAUAACUGGGAUCUACAGAAUUGUUUUACAUAGGGUCCAAAAGAAACGGGCCAUGGAGGCUGUUCCUAUAAUCACCCAACCAGAACCCAGAGAGCAAGAGACAAAAAAAGAACAUUGUACUUACCGAGGCCUCAAACAUUCAUCUAAGCUCUGUUUAAUUUUAUAAACAGCAUAGCUGGUUCAAUAUUCAGCAAACCUUAGAGAUAUGUUUGAUUUGACACCAGUGUGCUCUUUCUCUUAGCAUUUUUGUAAUUUUGAAAUAAACUUUUUAAAAAAUGA
Pogona vitticeps (central bearded dragon) is the source of this 2520-nucleotide messenger RNA. It is a transcript of the gene NIM1K, whose product is annotated as NIM1 serine/threonine protein kinase. NCBI's taxonomy places the organism in Eukaryota, Metazoa, Chordata, Lepidosauria, Squamata, Agamidae. Gene Ontology annotation, molecular function: ATP binding; tau-protein kinase activity. Gene Ontology annotation, cellular component: cytoplasm. The record is from RefSeq and is a predicted model, not a curated record. Gene Ontology annotation, biological process: intracellular signal transduction; microtubule cytoskeleton organization; protein phosphorylation.